AUGUCGAACUCUGUGACUCUGUCUCAAGCUCCUUCGAGCGCAUCGACUCCGUUCAGUCGCCAGGCACGUUCCGCAGUGUGGAAAUUCUUCACUCGCGAUGUCGAGGGCCAUCAAGCGAAGUGUUUAUUGUGUGAGGAUGUGCUGAAGUACGAUGGCUCCUCGACAUCGAACUUGCAGAGGCACCUGAAAAAUCGCCACCCCUCUGACUUCGUGGAGCAGACCAGCACUGCCAAGAAAGUGGACUCUCAGCUGACCAUCGCGAAGUUCCCUCAGGCGAAAGCGGCCAAAGUGCGGGUUAUGUCGGUUCCUCGUGCAAUGGCCAUCACCAAGAUCCUGCCACGGUGGACCUGGCUAGAUGGGCGGCCGCUCAGCCUAGUCACGGACUCUGGCCUAAAGGAGCUGUUCGAUUUUGUUGAGCCCGGAUAUGUGCUUCCUUCGAGAACCAUUAUUGCUAAACUUGUCCGCAAGGAUCACGCCGACGGUGUGACUCUUUUGAAGGGGAAGCUGGCCGACGUAAGCUAUGUUGCAUUGACCACCGACAUUUGGACGUCCAAGGCAACGCAUGCAUUCGCCACGACUACAGCGCAUUUCGUGGACGCGAGCUGGAAAAUGGCAUCAUGCACGUUGGAGACAACUGAGUUCCCUGGUUCCCACAUAGGUGUUCGCAUCAGUGAGCAGAUAGAGUCCGCUGUGCGCAAAUAUGAUGUCGAUCCAGCCAAAAUCUGUGGCAUUGUGCAUGACCAGGCGGCGAACGUGGAUUAUGCAGGCCGUAUCUUGUGGGAAGAGUUGAAUUGGCCAUCCCUUGUCUGUGCAGCUCACCGAAUUCAAAAUGCGUUACGAGACGCCCUGGAUAAGAAGACCUUAUCAAACCUGUUUGCAAAGUGCCGCCACUUAGUUGGACAUUUCAAGCAUUCCGCCUUGAAAACUGGCCAGCUUGAAGAUAAGCAACAUCUGGUUGGUGCAAAGAAAGUGAAGCACCUGAUUCAGGAUUGUGCAACGAGAUGGAACAGUGUGUACCUGAUGUUGGAUCGUCUUGUCCAGCUCAAAGUGCCUGUGCAGUUGGUCCUUGCGGAUAUGCCAGACAAAGAUCGCCGCUCCAUGGACUUGUCCGCAGACCAGUGGGCCACUGCUGAACAUCUCCUCGAUUUCCUGAGGUCGGUGGACCAGGUGACGACAUCUUUGGGCGGUGAGCAGUACUCAACCCUGUCCUGGCUUCUUCCCCUACUGACGGCACUGAAGUCCCAUUGCCAGACCGGAGAUGAUGACGAUCUGCUGGUAGUGGCAUGCGUACGCGUGAAGCAGGCAUUUGCGGAUAGUAAAACAAAGCGCUUUCAUUUGGAUGGCUUAGAUGUCAACGGAGAGGCAGUGCUUGCUGCUGCUUUGGACCCUCGGUUUCGGGCUCUGAAGUUCCUCGACUUGGAGCAGCAACAUGAAGUGCAGCAAACGCUCAUCAGCUACGCAAGUGUCGGCUGCUCGCCCUGCACGGAAUCUUCAAGCUCCAGCUCCGAGCCACCAGCAAAACGCCGCUGCCUCCUGGAUCAGCUGCUUUGCAACGACAGUGAGGAUGAGGAUAGCGAGGGAUCCAUCGAAGCAGAUGUAGCAGCUUAUCUGGCUGAAAAGCCAGUCAAGCGCUCUGUUGACCCUCUGUUGUGGUGGAGCACAAAUGCUGCCCGAUUUCCCCGCCUGGCUCCACUCGCACGGAAGUACUUGUGCAUUCCAGCAACUUCUGUUGCAUCUGAGUGCGUGUUUUCCUUUGCUGGGCAGAUCGUCGACAAGCGCCGGAGCAAGUUGUCUGCAGAAAUGAUCGAUGCACAAGUCUUUCUGCACAAGAGCGCCCACAUCAUCGAUGUACGAGUUCCUGCUCCACCGAAGCCGGCCAUGCCACUUGUCUUGGCUGCAGUCGAAGACGAUGAUGAACCUUCACUGCCAGAUCUUCCUUCACAGCCAAUUGAAUCAUAG
Sycon ciliatum is the source of this 1959-nucleotide messenger RNA. RefSeq names its product E3 SUMO-protein ligase ZBED1-like. Gene Ontology annotation, biological process: regulation of transcription by RNA polymerase II. The coding region runs from base 1 to 1959 and encodes 652 amino acids. The record is from RefSeq and is a predicted model, not a curated record. Gene Ontology annotation, cellular component: nucleus. Gene Ontology annotation, molecular function: DNA binding; protein dimerization activity. NCBI's taxonomy places the organism in Eukaryota, Metazoa, Porifera, Calcarea, Leucosolenida, Sycettidae. The transcript is spliced from 2 exons.